AUGGAAGAUCCAUCACCGGUCAUUUCCACUUCGCAACCCUUAGAGGUGAUCAAUGAUUUAGAAGUUGCCUUUGAAGUUGCUGAAUCCACGGAAGGUCCGUGGCAGGUGCUAUAUCCCAAAGGCCGAGUUCAAGUGACCGGGGAAUCCUUCCAAGUGCGGCUGCGUGAAGAUGACACCAUCGCAGUGACUGUGAAGACUUUGUUGUUUGCUGGGAAGCCUGAGAUGAAGGUGACGAUUUCUGAAAUGGAUGAAGACUUCUGCACAAGGGUGGCACACUGGCUGCAGCAGGAGCGACAAGACACUUGGCAAGAGACCAAGCAAUCGAGACGGAGAAAAGAAGAAAUCGAUGAGAUGACCAGAUCCAAUGCAUUUCGAAGGAAGGUUUGUUCCUGGGAGGCCUUUGACACCGGAAGAUGCACAUGCCAAAUGCUUUGGCUUGUGCUGGCUUACCUUUGGGGCUUGGCCUGCUUGAUCGGCACCAUCGGGUGGAAGAACCUCUUCCUCGUACCUUUUGCCUUCGGCCCGUUCCUUUGUGUCGCUGCGCGCCACGUGUGCUCAGCCGCCGGCUGUUGUGGCAAACGGUGGCAUCGGGAAGCAGAGCUCUUCGUCCGGGAGACGACCAUCAUGUUUGAAGGAAAGGUCAUCGAGGAGCCCGGCACAGCCUGCGUUGCCUCCUGGCCCGGCAUCUACGCAACCGCAUGGCACUACUUGGCAAUGCGUGCCCGAGGUGGACAAACAAGCGCGGCAGUAGUUUUCCUACCCAAGGGUACCCAGCACUACGGCAAGCACUACCCAAUUCCGAAAGAGGAGGGGCUACAGGGUGAAUGCUGGUGCUUUGCACUUUAUGGGGAGAAGAAGGAAUGGGGCUGCCAGUGGUGGCUAUCAGACGAGCAGAGGUAUGAUGGCUCAUCGCAAUUCAGCCGGGAAAUGAAGCGCCUCUUCCGGAAAUGGCUGCCGCUUGAAGAUCUCAAAACUUUAGAAGAUUUAGAUGGCCUGGGACCUUCCCAGCGAGCUGAAGUAGCCUGGCUAGAUCGGAAGGGAUAUCCCUACAUCGAGAUGGAUGUGUCACCAUUUCUCCACACGCAAGAAGAAGAUCUUACGGCCACCAGCGCCGGCGAUGGCACCGAUCGAAGCGAAAGGAUCCGCGAAGCGCACUCGACUGCCGUGCUCGAGGACCACCAUGCCGCAAAGCGCAGGGUAGGACUGCCGGGACUGCGCGAGGUGAUCAAUGACUUGCAGGUUGCCAUUGAAGUUGCUGAAGGUCCAGGUCCAUGGCGGGUGGCGUAUCCCGAAGGCCGAGUUCAGGUGACCGGGGAAUCCUUCCAAGUGCGGCUGCGUGAAGAUGACACCAUCGCAGUGACGGUGCUGACGUCAGAGCUCGCUCUCGGACGCGAGAGGAAGGUGAUGGUGUCUGCAGUGGAUGAAGAGUUCGGUCGAAGGGUGGAUAUCUGGCUGCAGCAGGAGCAAAAGGCCAUUCGAGAGGAGGAGAAGUGGCGCCGAGAGGCGGAGAACCGCGUCCGCGACCGGACGAUCAUGUUCGAAGGAAAGAUCAGUGAGGAGCCUGGCACAGCCUGUAUUGCCUCUUGGCCGGGCCUCUACGCAACAGCCUGGCAUUACUUGGCGCGACAAGCCCGAGGUGGGCAAACAAGCGCAGCAGUAGUUUUCCUUCCCGAGGGCACUCAGUAUUAUGGAAACCACAGCCCAAUCCCCGAGGAGGAGGGCUUGUGUGGCGCUUGUUGGUGCUUGGCACUCUAUGGAGAAGAGAAGGAAUGGGGCUGCCAGUGGUGGUCAGUAUGGAUUGAGAACAUCCACAAGGCCAUGCAGUAUGGUGUUGUCCUUCAUGUGUACUUUUGGGAGGGUCUCCGUAGCAAAGGGAAGGUGGCAAGUUUUGCCACUGUCGGGCAAGAAAAUCUUGUUAGAGAGAGUGUGAGAAAGAAGAUGCAGGACUUUGAGAGGUCCAAAGAGUAUGCGGAUGCCAAGCAAGCUGGCUUGCUGAAGCUUUCUGACAGGAAACGCUAUGAUGGCUCGUCCCAACAGAGCCGGGAAGUCCAGCGCCUCUUCCGGAAGUGGCUGCCACCCGAAGAGUGCAGGAUUAUAGAAGACGCAGAAGGGCUGGGAGAUUCCCAGCGAGCUGAAGUAGCCUGGCUCGAUCGGAAGGGAUAUCCCUACAUCGAGAUGGAUGUGUCACCCUUUCUCCAGCCAUCAGAUGAAGGAGACGCACAAGUUCAGGAGGCGGGAGACGAAGCAAACACCUGUCGACCAAGAUGCGAUUUCAUUUGCAGGUGUUGUCGUAGGGUGAGCAAUUGGUGGCGGUCAAGAUCAUCUCAAGAGCAGCUGCAAGAGCAUUUGCUUUCAACUGCUUGA
This is a messenger RNA of Durusdinium trenchii, 2364 nucleotides long. Lineage: Eukaryota; Dinophyceae; Suessiales; Symbiodiniaceae. The record is from the annotation of a GenBank genome assembly.